AUGGCCUACGCUCAAUGGGUUAUCAUCAUCCUCCACAACACCGGCGCGAAGCCGUUGAAGUUGAAGAACUUGAAGCCAUCCUACGGCAAACUCCAUGCCGAUGGUGACAAAGACAAGGAAGUCUACCCCAGCGAAUACGAGGGCAAGGUACUCGGUCCCGACGACAAGCUCCAGAUCAACGCGUGCGGCAGGUCGGAUGCUGCCGAGGGCACCACCGGCGACUUCGACCUUGUCGACCCCAACGAGAACGACAAGGUCAUCCGCCACUUCUACUGGGACUGCCCUUGGAUCAGCAAGACCAACACCUGGACAGUCAGCGGCUCGAACAGCAAGUGGAUGGUCGAGUAUAGCGGCCAGAACUUGAACGGCGGUGGCCUUGGCACUAUCACCGUAGAGGUCAUGGCAAAGGGCGCCUAA
This is a messenger RNA of Cyclocybe aegerita, 417 nucleotides long. Lineage: Eukaryota; Fungi; Basidiomycota; Agaricomycetes; Agaricales; Hemipholiotaceae. The record is from the annotation of a GenBank genome assembly.